Anneissia japonica is the source of this 4655-nucleotide messenger RNA. RefSeq names its product neuronal cell adhesion molecule-like. The record is from RefSeq and is a predicted model, not a curated record. Bases 1 to 819 code for a protein of 272 amino acids. The transcript is spliced from 9 exons. Gene Ontology annotation, molecular function: protein binding. NCBI's taxonomy places the organism in Eukaryota, Metazoa, Echinodermata, Crinoidea, Comatulida, Comatulidae.
AUGUAUGAAUUCUGUCUCUUGGUCCAACCAGGCAAGGACGAAGCUGUUAUUAGUUGGUCAGACGAUCCAAUAGGACCAGCAGUAGAGAAACACAUUGUGAAAUACAGAAAAGCUGACGGUGAAGAUACGGAGUGGAUGACCAAAGAAGUCCAUGUCUUUUCCAGGAAUUCAGGAACUACAUUGACAAACCUAGCUCCAGACACAAAGUACGAACUUCAAGUUGUAGCCAUGAGUGAAGAGAAGGAGACCGCCGAUGGAACUGUAAUUAUCUUUACCACAAGUGGAACAGAAUUGACAAUUACAGAAUCACCAAAUCUGGUUACGGAGCUUCCGGUUCCCACCACCAGUGUAAACUCCGAUUCGCCAGUGAAAACUGCCAUUCGACCCGGUUCAACGCCAGUGGCUGGUGCAGUAAAAGAUUCUGGUGGUUUUGUGGUGGAACCAUGGCUGAUUAUCAUGAUCUGUAUUAUUCUUCUUCUGUUGAUUAUAUUGCUCAUCCUGUGUUAUGUCAGAAGUCAGAAAGGUGGAAAAUACAAUGUGUCUGAUAAGGAGGAUAAAUUGAGGGGUGAUCCUGAGUCUGCGCCUCUGAAAGAUGAUGAAGGGGGCUUUGAAGAGUACAAACCAAAGGGUCCUGAGAACAGCCAGCCAUUGCCGGAACCGGUGGAGGAAGAGAGUAGCGAUGAGGAUAGCUUAGCCGGUUAUGCAGACGGCAUCACCGGUAAUUUUGAUGAAGACGGCUCUUUUAUUGGACAGUAUAGUGACAAGAGGAAGAAAGCAGAAGAAGCAGCGGAAAAUAAUGCAAUGCAGAGUCUGGUCUGAUGACGACUACCGUAGUUGUAUAGAAGGCUAUGUUAUAAUUUGAACUUACUGUUUAUUUGGAUCAAAGUUUACAGCGGUCUGGCUUCGGCAUUUAGAUUUCUGUUGGACAAUUUUGUUUGAGUUACUGCAAGAAUUUGAACUGACAUAUCUGGAAAGAGUUUAUGCGAUUUUUUGUUUAUAUUUGAAGUUUGAAAACGUUUGUGAGGUUGUUGUAAUUUUUAAGGAUAAGAUCAUGUUUGAAUGCUUUUACCAUUAAACAGUAUGUAGGUAUGUACAGUGUUACACUUCAUCCAAAGUUUGUUAAGCGAGUUUCUUUGCUCUCCAAGUUUAUGGAAAUGAGUUUUUGUUAGUGAUAUUGGAUUUGCCAAAACUUUUAAUUUGCAUAUACUGAUAAUUAUUUAUUGAAGUGUGAUUUUAUUUACCUGUAAACAGUUUUAUGUUUGUUUUGUGUGGUGAGAUGAAGAAUAGAUAAAGACCAAGAUGUAGUCACAAGUAGGCAUAUAUUUCAAGAUGAUUGUUGAAUUAAUCUUGAAUUUGUGCCUUAUUAAGAAAUCUAAAGUCUCAUGCACUUUACUUGAUAGUGCAGAUAUAUUAACAGUGUGUGCUCCAUACAUACAUACAUGGUAUAAGUAAUGAAAUAAAAAGGGGUCUUAAUGGAAACCUCAAUAAGAUACAUAACGGAGUGGAGCUGUAAAUUGGUGGUUAACAUUCUUGCCUUCCAGUCUCUUGAGUCCUGAGUUAAAAUUCUACCAAAACCAGGGUUUUUCUGAGAACUAAAAAUAACUUUGCUCCUACGCUUGAUUAAACAUAGUUUAUAGAGCAUUCACGUCCAUCCUGUGAGUGGCGAGAAAUUCGCUAUUGAAUGAAAAUGAAAUAUGAAUAAUCCAUCCCAGAAGAUAAAUAUUUAGAUAUUUGUCUUUUUCUAAAUAAUAUUAACAAAAUGGGAUGAUGAUUUGUCUUUUAUUGUAUAAUCCCAUAGCAUUAGCUAUAUUAUUUAAACUUGGUCCAUUCCCAUUGGAAACAAUUUUUGGUAUUUCAAUCUCUUGGGGUUUAACAUUCCAAGAAGUUUCAAAUUCUGUAAAUGAAUUUAUGAAUUCUCUUUCAUUUUCAUCUAAAUGCAAUGACAUGUGUCCAGAAAAGCUAACAUGCUGUAACGCUACUAGAAAUGAAUGAUUUGCACUAAAUGAAGUUGCAUCCAAACUCUUUAUAAUGCACAUAUUUUAUUUUAGUUGUUAUUUUAAUUCAAACUUUUUAAAGAUUUUUUUUUUUUAAUUCUUAAUUAAGUUAAAUAUAAAAUAACAUUUUAGAAGCAACUUGAAGUGUAGAUAUGGCAAUUUUGUAUGAUAGUUUUAAAUAUAAAUUACUAUUUUAGUUGAUGAAUAAAUUAAAUGUUUUAAGCUAUGAUGUAUUGAUGGUGAUACCAUUAUUUUAAUGAGGGAAACCUUUUUAAAAAAUUCAUAUACUUGUACAAAAUUUCUUAUAUAAAAAUGAUCUCUUGUUUAUUAUAUUACCAUGAUAUUUGGAUCCAUAAGAAAUUUCCUUUUGUUCACAAUACAUAUAUUAUAUAAAUAUAUAUAUAUAUAAUCAUCAUAUAAAUAUAUAUUAUAUAAAUAUAUCUUAUUUCAUGGGAAAUUAUUUUGUAUUUAUUUAAACUACAUUGAUUGCUUGUUAAAAUGUUUAUUGUGAUAUGUGUAAUCAAUAAUGUUAGGACUCCUAGCAUAGUUUUAAUCUUUCCUCCAUCCCAUUAACCUAAAAAUAAUCACCAAAUUGUUAUAUUAUCAUAUGUCCAUAUUUGUGUGUCAUAUGUCUUCAUGCCAAUAUAUAGGCAAAUUUUUCACAUAAAAUUUAAUAUUGUGGAUAGUGCUUUACCUAGAAAAGUAUAACCAAAUUAUUUUUCUAAAUUAUUGAGACAUUUGAAAUUUGAACCCUCUAAGGACAAUUGAAAAUAUAAUGAUGAGACUAGAAGUACAGACUGUAAGAUAAGUACAGAAUAUAAGAUAAGUGAAUUGCUUUCGCUUUCAAUGUAGAAUCUUAUGUGAAGAUUGGCAUCCUUUAUCUGCAAGGGUUACCCUCACAAUAUUUUGUUCAAAGAAAAAGACAUGAUGUCCCAGAAAGUGACCUUUCAUGAGGUGGCACUAGACAGACCAAUCUUAUUUGUUGAUUACAGGUCAAGCAUUUUAUCCUCUAAAAAGAUAUUGAAUUAAGUAUUUGAUAGCUUGUAAAAUCCAUGCCCCAUGCUUUUUUUAACCACUGCACCUAACUUCACCAUUUAUUAUGAUGAAAUAUAACUUCUUAUAACUAAUUAAGUUCUGCCAAUUCACAUUGUAUGAAUUAUGUACACAAUAAAUGUUGUAAUACCAGAGUUGAUACAAUACUUGCGUCAUUUUAGAUAGUAACAGUUGUAUAUAUUGCAAUUAUACACAAUUAUGAAGACCACUUGAUGUCCAAUGGUAAUAAUCAUAAUAACAAUUAAUUGCUUUGUAGAAUUGUUUGUAGGAUAUACAAUUAUAAUGGAUUGUGUGUAUUGAUUUAUUUAUAGGCCACACGCAUUCGUUGUUAUACCAAAGUGUUUCAAAAGUUUAUCGAAAAAUUUAUAAAAGUGGAAUAUGUUUAUUUUGUAGAAUAGAACCGUAAUGUAUAGAGAUUUGAUUUGAAAAUGAAUGAAAACCUUGUGAUAGGUGGAACCUAAUAAGUAUUGGCAGUGGCGUAACGCCUAUAUGAGCUGUCACUGGCCAAGCUCACGGGCCCUGGACCAUAAGGGGCCAAGGAUAUUAUAUGCCAUUUUCCACUAGGGCCUUGUGCAGUCCCCAGGGUAAGAAGACCUGAAGAAGCUUUAGUCAGUGCUCUGUUACACCACUCAAUAUUGGAGGCUAAUGGUCAUCUGUUUGUUCAACUUUUCUAUCUGCGUGUCCAUUCCGUAAGACUUGUUUCAAAGAAGGCAGGAAGAAAUUUACAAUUGAACUAUUAUUAUAAGAAAGCAUUCGAAAUAUUACUUUUGGUCAAUAUCAUUGGUAGUAUUUUUGGAAGUAUGUUUCAGAAAAAUAAACAUUCUGAAUUUUAUGGACAUUUAAUUGGACGUUGCAAGUGGUAAGGUUUGUAGUGUAAUUUUCUCUUGUUUUUCAUUAAUUAUUUAAGAGUAUUGUUAUAAUCUUUCUUGGUCACAUUUCCAUGUAUUUACAAUGUUAAUUCCUACUCGACAGCAUGCUAUAUGUGAUUCUUAAUCCAACUCUCAUUAACUACUGUAAAAUGUAAUUGCUCAAGUUUUUCUAGACAUAUAUUGAUGUCAAAGAUAAACAGUUUAGAAAACUAUAUUUGCACGGCAAAGAGUAUUAUUGGAAAAAUAGUAACUGUCAUUAAACUUUCUCAUUUAUUAAAAUUAAUAAAACCCUCCAAAAAACAAUUAGGCAAAUAUGCACUUGGAAGUUCAUUUAAAAUGCAAAUAAUAUAAUUUUCUGUAUUACAAAAAAAAAAUUGAAUUAAAACACAUUUUAGUUGCUGGUUUCAAAAUGAUGUAGAUAUUUACUAAAGCAAUUAACUACUAAAUCCAGGGGUUGUGAACAAAGAAUUUUUCUGAAAGAAGUAUAUUUUCCUAGAUUUUUGAAAGUAAUAACUCUGUUAACUUACUGCCGAAUUUUACAUAUGAAAGACAAAAUAUUUGAGGACACGAUGCAUUUUUGACGAUACUCUUCGCCAGUACAAGCUACACUUAAACCUCAGUCUCAAUGAUUAUAACAUUUAUGAGAUAUUAAGUGUUUAUAACUCCUAUAUACAUUUAUAGUACAUGUUGUUAGUAUUCGAAAAAAUGUUCUUGAAUAAAAUAAGUGUGUUGGUAAUAA